Messenger RNA from Physeter macrocephalus (sperm whale), 4651 nucleotides. Its product is annotated as myosin-7B. The record is from RefSeq and is a predicted model, not a curated record. Gene Ontology annotation, cellular component: myosin II complex; myosin filament; cytoplasm. The transcript is spliced from 33 exons. Gene Ontology annotation, molecular function: ATP binding; microfilament motor activity; actin filament binding. NCBI's taxonomy places the organism in Eukaryota, Metazoa, Chordata, Mammalia, Artiodactyla, Physeteridae. The annotation marks the transcript as partial.
GAUCAGGGCUGGAGUUGGAGCCCAAGGGAGGGCAGACAAGCUGAUGGUGCCUGCUGCCUUGGACUGCCUUGAACCUCUAAGAUCCCAUCCUCCACCUCUCAGUGCCACUACCAUGAUGGAUGUGAGUGAACUUGGGGAGUCUGCCCGCUACCUCCGCCAGGGCUACCAGGAGCAGAUGAAGGUGCACACUGUCCUGUGGGAUGGGAAGAAGCGGGUCUGGGUACCUGAUGAACAGGAUGCUUAUGCGGAGGCUGAGGUCAAAUCCGAGGCUACUGGGGGCAGAGUCAACGUGGAGACCAAAGACCAGAAGGUGCUGACGGUUCGUGAAGCUGAACUGCAGCCCAUGAACCCACCCUGCUUCGACUUGCUGGAGGACAUGGCCAUGAUGACACACCUCAGCGAGGCAGCCGUACUGCACAACCUGCGCCAGCGUUAUGCGCGCUGGAUGAUCUAUACAUACUCGGGCCUCUUCUGUGUCACCAUCAACCCCUACAAAUGGCUCCCGAUCUAUACAGCCUCCGUGGUAGCCGCUUACAAGGGAAAGCGCCGCUCGGAGGCCCCGCCCCACAUAUAUGCGGUGGCAGAUAACGCCUACAAUGACAUGCUGCGCAACCGAGAGAACCAGUCCAUGCUGAUCACGGGAGAGUCGGGGGCCGGUAAGACGGUUAACACCAAGCGGGUCGUUCAGUACUUUGCCGUCGUCGCUGCCCUGGGAGACGGGCUGGGCAAGAAGGCCUUUCUGGCCACGAAGACCAGGGGCACCCUCGAGGAUCAAAUCAUUGAGGCUAACCCUGCCAUGGAGGCUUUUGGCAACGCCAAGACCCUGCGGAACGACAAUUCGUCCCGCUUCGGCAAGUUCGUCCGCAUUCACUUUGGUCCAUCUGGGAAGCUGGCAUCUGCGGAUAUUGACAGCUAUCUCCUGGAGAAGUCAAGGGUGAUCUUCCAGCUGCCCGGUGAGCGAGGCUACCACGUCUACUACCAGAUCCUCUCGGGGAAGAAGCCAGAGCUGCAGGACAUGCUGCUUCUGUCUAUGAACCCCUAUGACUACCACUUCUGCAGCCAGGGCGUCAUCACUGUGGACAGCAUGAAUGACGGGGAGGAGCUCAUGGCCACUGACCAUGCCAUGGACAUCCUGGGCUUCAGCGUGGAUGAGAAGUGCGCCUGCUACAAGACCGUGGGGGCCCUCCUGCACUUAGGCAGCAUGAAAUUCAAGCAGAAGCAGUGGGAGGAGCAGGCUGAGGCCGACGGCACCGAGAGUGCUGACAAGGCUGCCUACCUGAUGGGGGUCAGCAGUGGAGAACUCCUCAAAGGCCUUCUGCACCCCCGAGUGCGUGUGGGCAACGAGUAUGUGACCAAGGGCCAGAGCGUGGAGCAGGUGGUGUUUGCUGUGGGGGCUCUGGCCAAGGCCACCUACGACCGGCUGUUCCGCUGGCUGGUGUCACGGAUCAACCAGACGCUGGACACCAAGUUGCCCCGUCAGUUCUUCAUCGGCGUCCUGGACAUCGCCGGUUUUGAGGUCUUUGAGUUUAACAGCUUUGAACAGCUGUGUAUCAACUUCACCAACGAGAAGCUGCAGCAGUUCUUCAACCAGCACAUGUUUGUGCUGGAGCAGGAGGAGUACAAGCGGGAGGGCAUUGACUGGGUCUUCAUAGACUUUGGCCUGGACCUGCAGCCCUGCAUUGACCUCAUCGAGAAGCCACUGGGCAUCCUGUCCAUUCUGGAGGAGGAGUGUAUGUUCCCCAAGGCCUCAGAUGCCAGCUUUCGGGCCAAGCUCUAUGAUAACCACGCGGGGAAGUCGCCCAAUUUCCAGCAGCCACGGCCUGACAAGAAGCGCAAAUACCAGGCCCACUUUGAGGUGGUCCACUACGCGGGUGUGGUGCCUUACAGCAUCGUGGGCUGGCUGGAAAAAAACAAGGAUCCACUGAAUGAGACGGUGGUCCCCAUCUUCCAAAAGUCGCAGAACAAGCUCUUGGCUACUCUCUACGAGAACUAUGCUGGCUCCUGCCCUACCGAGCCCCCCAAGUCUGGGGUGAAAGAGAAGCGUAGGAAGGCAGCAUCAUUCCAGACGGUGUCCCAGCUACACAAGGAGAACCUCAACAAGCUGAUGACCAACCUGCGGGCCACACAGCCCCACUUUGUCCGUUGCAUUGUCCCCAACGAGAACAAGACCCCAGGGGUCAUGGAUGCCUUCUUGGUGCUACACCAGCUGCGCUGCAAUGGGGUUCUGGAGGGGAUCCGGAUCUGCCAACAAGGUUUCCCCAAUAGGCUGCUUUACGCUGACUUCCGGCAGCGGUACCGCAUCCUGAACCCCAGCACCAUCCCGGACGACACCUUCAUGGACAGCAGGAAGGCCACAGAGAAGCUGCUGGCCUCGCUGGACAUCGACCACACCCAGUACCAGUUUGGCCAUACCAAGGUGUUCUUCAAGGCUGGGCUUCUAGGCGUCUUGGAGGAGCUUCGUGACCAGCGUCUGGCCAAGGUCCUGACACUGCUGCAGGCACGGAGCCGGGGCCGCCUCAUGCGCCUCGAGUACCAGCGCCUGCUUGGAGGCAGGGAUGCCCUGUUCACCAUCCAGUGGAACAUCCGCGCCUUCAAUGCCGUCAAGAACUGGUCAUGGAUGAAGCUCUUUUUCAAGAUGAAGCCGCUACUACGCUCAGCGCAGGCUGAGGAGGAGCUGGCGGCCCUGCGGGCAGAGCUGCGCGGGCUGCGAGGGGCACUGGCCACCGCCGAAGCCAAGCGCCGGGAGCUGGAGGAGAUGCACGUCAGCGUCACCCAGGAGAAGAACGACCUGGCCCUGCAGCUGCAGGCAGAGCAGGAAAACCUGGCGGAUGCCGAGGAGCGCUGCCACUUGCUCAUCAAGUCCAAGGUGCAGCUGGAGGCGAAGGUGAAGGAGCUGAGCGAGCGGCUGGAGGACGAGGAGGAGGUGAAUGCUGACCUGGCUGCCCGCCGGCGCAAGCUGGAAGAUGAGUGCACAGAGCUCAAGAAGGACAUUGAUGACCUGGAGCUGACGCUGGCCAAGGCCGAGAAGGAGAAGCAAGCCACGGAGAAUAAGGUGAAGAACCUGACGGAGGAGAUGGCGGCGCUGGACGAGUCGGUGGCCCGGCUGACGAAGGAGAGGAAGGCCUUGCAGGAGGCCCACCAGCAGGCCCUGGGCGACCUCCAGGCUGAGGAAGACCGUGUGAGCGCGCUGGCCAAGGCCAAGGCCCGCCUGGAGCAGCAGGUGGAAGACCUGGAGUGCUCCCUGGAGCAAGAGAAGAAGCUGCGCAUGGACACGGAGCGGGCCAAACGCAAGCUCGAGGGUGACCUGAAACUGACGCAGGAGUCGGUGACAGACGCUGCCCAGGACAAGCAGCAGCUGGAGGAGAAGCUCAAGAAAAAGGACUCCGAGCUGAGUCAGCUGAACCUUCGAGUGGAGGACGAGCAGCUCCUUGGGGCCCAGCUGCAGAAGAAGAUCAAGCAGCUGCAGGCUCGGGCGGAGGCACUGGAAGAGGAGCUGGAGGCCGAGCGCGCGGCCCGGGCCCGCGUGGAGAAGCAGCGGGCAGAGGCAGCCCGGGAGCUGGAGGAGCUGAGCGAGCGGCUGGAGGAGGCGGGCGGUGCGUCCGCGGGGCGGCGCGAGGGCUGCCGGAAGCGCGAGGCUGAGCUGGGGCGGCUGCGGCGGGAACUGGAGGAGGCGGCCCUGCGGCACGAGGCCACGGUGGCUGCGCUGCGGCGCAAGCAGGCGGAGAGCGCGGCCGAGCUGGGCGAGCAGGUGGACAGUCUGCAGCGGGCGCGCCAGAAGCUGGAAAAGGAGAAGAGCGAGCUCCGCAUGGAGGUGGACCAUCUGGGCGCCAGCGUGGAGACUCUGGCCCGCGGCAAGGCCAGUGCAGAGAAGCUGUGCCGGGCCUAUGAGGAUCAGCUGAGCGAGGCCAAGUUCAAGGUGGAGGAGCUGCAGCGGCAACUGGCAGAUGCCAGCACCCAGCGCGGGCGGCUACAAACCGAGAGUGGGGAGCUGAGCCGCCUGCUGGAGGAGAAGGAGUCUCUGAUUAGCCAGCUGAGCCGUGGGAAGGCCUUGGCCACCCAGAGCCUGGAGGAACUGCGGCAGCAGCUGGAGGAGGAGAGCAAGGCCAAGAGCACGCUGGCCCAUGCCGUGCAGGCGUCGCGGCAUGACUGUGACCUCCUGCGGGAGCAGCACGAGGAGGAGGCCGAAGCCCAGGCCGAGCUGCAGCGGCUGCUGUCCAAGGCCAACGCCGAGGUGGCCCAGUGGAGGAGCAAGUACGAGGCAGAUGCCAUCCAGAGGACCGAGGAACUGGAGGAGGCCAAAAAGAAGCUGGCACUGCGGCUGCAGGAGGCAGAGGCGGGGGUAGAGGCCGCUCAUGCCAAGUGCUCGUCGCUGGAGAAGGCCAAGCUGCGGCUGCAGACAGAGUCGGAGGACGUGACCCUGGAGCUGGAGCGGGCGACCUCAGCGGCCGCGGCGCUGGACCAGAAGCAGCGGCACUUGGAGCGGGCGCUGGAGGAGCGGCGGCGGCAGGAGGAGGAGAUGCAGCGGGAGCUGGAGGCGGCCCAGAGGGAGGCCCGCAGCCUGGGCACGGAGCUCUUCCGGCUGCGGCACAGCCACGAGGAGGCUCUUGAGGCCCUGGAGACUCUCAGGCGGGAGAACAAGAACCUGCAGGGU